Messenger RNA from Clonostachys solani, 1389 nucleotides. The record is from the annotation of a GenBank genome assembly. NCBI's taxonomy places the organism in Eukaryota, Fungi, Ascomycota, Sordariomycetes, Hypocreales, Bionectriaceae.
AUGGCGAAUGCAGAUGAAGUAAAGGCAUUCGAUGAGUCCAUCGAUGCUAUUGAUACCCCAACAGAUGAUCUGGCAUCUGAAGAUGAGCCUGACAUGUUCGCUCCCGUGCUUGCAAGCAUUGAUCUCCAGCAACUAUCAAGGGCCGCCUCCCAAGUUCGACCCGCCUUCGCAGAUCAGCUUCCCUCCGUUGGGGCUCCUAUUCGAGGUUCAUUCAACAUUCUUUUCCCAUUGCACUUCGAAGAUGGAAUGCGCUGGCUCGCGAAAGUUCCUGUCAACGGAGUUGCAGGAAAAUGGGACCAGCUGUCUGCCGAUGCGAUGAUCUCCGAAGUAAAUACCAUGCGUUUGCUGAACCGAGAGACGACCAUCCCGCUUCCCGAGGUAUUCGGAUUCUCUUCAACAACGGAUAAUGACGUCAAAUGCCCAUACAUUCUCCUGUCAUUCAUAUCUAGCAUGUCCUUGUAUGAUGUCUGGUUUGGACAUCACUUGAGCGGUGUUGACAUGGAGACGACCCAUGCGCGUCGCGUACGGGCACUGAGUGAUAUCGGUGCAGCGAUGUCUCAGCUGGGCAAAUUCUCCUUCGACUCUUCUGGGUUUGUCAAAUUUGACGAAGAGGGCAAUCCUUCCGGUGUUGGUCGUUCGCGGUGCCUCGACCAUCAACAGAUGCUCGAUCGAUGGCAAAUACACGAGGAUGACAGCGAGGACCCUAUCUACGUCGAGGUACCGGCUUUUGAAGAUCCUCAGCAGCAAUACAACUUCUUUCUAGACUUGCACCCCCGCACAAAGCCCUUUGCAAGAGGAGUCAGUUUGCUGCUGAAAGAACUAAUCAAGUGCAUCCCGGAGCCGAUAAAUGAUAAACCAUUUGUGUUGGCGCACCCUGACUUUGACAUACAGAAUUUCCUUGUCUCCGAGGAUGGCCAGCUGCUGGGCAUCAUUGACUGGGAUGGUGUGUGUUGUUCUGCCAGGAGCUAUGGAAAUGAAGCCUAUCCCGGUUGGCUUACAAGAGAUUGGGACCCGUCGAUGUACGGCUACCAUGAGUCCAUGGACGAGGGCGAGGAGCCGGUUGGCUGUUGGGAGGACUCGCCUGAGGCCCUUCAACGCUAUCGGAUUGUUUAUGAUGAGAUUAUGUCCAAGUUUCGUGAGAAGGAUGCUGGCAUCAGCCUCACCAGAAUUUCUUUGAUCACAGAAAGUCUCAUCAUUGCCGCGGGGGACCCGAUGUGCAGGCACGGUAUUAUCCACAAAAUCAUUGACGAAAUCUCAAUGGUGUUGGAACUGGCAGAAUCGUUGAAUUUCACCGACCUGGCAGAAGCAUUCGCGGAAGAUUCAGUUGGUGAAGAGGUCCGGGACACCUUGGAGCGCGGAAUGAAGAAGUUAUUCCAAGAUGCUCUGUAG